Molecule: messenger RNA, 1983 nt
Organism: Oldenlandia corymbosa var. corymbosa
Lineage: Eukaryota; Viridiplantae; Streptophyta; Magnoliopsida; Gentianales; Rubiaceae
Source: the annotation of a GenBank genome assembly
AUGGGUUGUGUUGCAUCAAGCAUCGAUAAGGAAGACAGGGUUAGAGCUUGUAAGGAGAGGAAAAGGAUAUUGAAGCAUUUGUUGGUUGUUCGUAAACAAUUUGCUGAUUCCCAGUUAGCAUAUUUGAAAGCAUUGAGAAAUACUGGAGUGACACUUCGCCAAUUCACUGAAUCAGAGUCAUUGGAGCUUGAAGAUGCUGCAUUAGGUCCUGCAUUGCCUCCCUCUCCUCCUCCUCCCCUGCCUCCUUCGCCACCACCACCACCAAAUUUCAGCCCUGAUUUGAGGUCUCCUGUUCACAAAAACAGCCUAAGGCCAUCUCCAGAGGAAAUCAUAGACAUUGAUGAGGAUGGCUGUCCCACUCCACCCCCUCCAGUUUUGAGUACUUCAUGGGAAUACUGGGACCCUUUUGGUUCAUCCUCAGUACUGUGUGAUCCAAAGGGUAAUAGGUUGGAGGAGGAGCAGUUUGAGGAUGAGAAUUGGGAGGAGGCUAAUAGUGAAUUUGUGGAAGAAGAAGAAGAACAGGUGGAUGAUGUUGCUGCAAAUGAUACUGUUAAUACAAGUACAACUAGAAUCCUUGAGAAAAAGCAAACCGUUGACAUGGCGGAUGAUAGUUCCUCUGUGUUGAGCUGGCAUACCAAAGACACUUCUGAUUUGGCAAUGGUGAUUUGGAGUGGUAAGAAGACUUUGAGUGGUAUAGUCAGGGAUUUGGAUGAUUACUUUGUGAAAGCAUCAGGUGGAGGCAAGGAUGUAGCUGUUUUCUUAGAUAUCAGUGCCACAGACAAUACUUUCUCGCAGAGUAGCCAAGAUAACAAAAGGAAAAGAAACAACUCUUCAAAGGUAUUUAGUGCAUUGACAUGGAGUUGGUCAUCAAAAUCUCUUCACUCCACAAGGGAAGCGGUAGAUGCUACUUGCGCCACUGAACCCUGUAAGCCAGGAGCGCAUUGUCUUACUCUCACUAAACUCUACGAUGCAGAGCAGAAGCUUUACAAGGAAGUGAAGGAGGAAGCAUAUACCAAGGCGGAGCAGGAACGGAAAUUAUCAAUUCUGCAAAAGCUAGAGCAAGAAGAUCAUGAUUGGACAAAGAUUAAUAAAACUCGCUCUGUGGUUGAAAGCUUGCAAUCUGAUAUUCUUUCUCUUGAAGAAUCAAUUAAAAGAACUUGCUCAACCAUAUUAAAGCUAAUAGAGGAUGAGCUGCAUCCUCAAUUAAUUGCACUGACUUCGGGGUUAAAGAGUAUGUGGCGAAGAAUGUACGAGUGUCAUCAAGUUCAAAACCAUAUCGCUGAGCAGCUAAAUCAUCUUGUAAAUCAGCAAAGUGCAGAACCUACUACUGAAUAUCAUCGACACGCCGCAUCCCAGCUUAAAACCGAGGUCACCUCCUGGCAUACUAGCUUGUGCAAACUUAUCAAAUCUCAGAGGGAGUUUGUGAAUACCUUUAGCAAGUGGAUCCAGCUCACUGAAUCAUUAGUAGUUGGCCAAGGUAGUACUACCUCAUCUGCAGUACAUAAACUUUGUGAACAGUGGCUCCUCUCAUUUGACAAGUUACCAGAUAAGAUGGCACUUGAAGCAAUUAAUAGCCUAUUGUCUGCUGUUCAAUCCAUCAUCGCGCAACAGGAAGAAGAAGUGCACAUGUAUAAAAGGUCUAAUAAACUUGAGAGGAGGUUGCAAAAGGAAAUGGACUCGCUAGUUGAAAUGGAGAUGAAGUUUGAGGGUGGUGGUUUCAGCAAUGAAGAAACACAAUCUCAUCUGGAUCCGAAGCAUCCUUUAUCAGUAAAGCGCGCUAAAAUUGAGGUAUUGAAGAAUCACGUGGAGGACGAGAAAUCAAAGUACAAUAACUCGGUUAAAGUCACUCGAACCAUGAUUUUGAGCAGCUUGAAAACGAGUCUUCCAAAUGUUUUUCGUGCUUUAACAGCAUAUUCAAGUGCAUACUCUCAAAGCCUUGACUUGGUACUUAGCUGUGAAACUGGAGCAGAACCCAGAGAUUGA